AUUUUCUUAAUUCUUAAUGUUGUUUUUAUUUUUAUAGUGGAUGAAAUGAAACAACUAGCAGAAGCAUUAAUGCAGUGUAAAUCAUUCAAAGAGCGACAAGAACGUCUGAGUGAAUCUCUCGAUCAUCUGUCAUUUAACUAUCCUGAUCUAUACAUAAUGUUGUACAGAGAGAUGAAAAAAAGAGAACUACAUUCUAAUGAUCCAAGUAAAAUUACUAAAUGGUUAAAUAAUCCAACAUCAAAAUCAUUUGUAAAACUUCAUGAAGCAUUGAUGUUGGUAAAAAAUAACAACAUAAUGGCCAAAGAGGAGUAUAUGUACAAUUUAAGACUUAUGCUAAACGAAACAAUUGAAAAUGGUACCAACAUUGAGAUAGCAGUGAAAAUAUGUCAUUUGAUUGAAAAAUCACCAAACUUAACCAUCAUUCACGAGAAUUUGAAACAUCUAAUUCUCCAAGUAAAUCAACUGAACAACAGUCAACGCCACAUGCCAUCAGAAACCUCGACAGGAAACUUUUGGCCAAAUUAUUUUAGACCACCACAAAUUGAUCCUUUUCAACAAUUUAAUAUUCGGCCUGCUCAACAGCUGAAUACCCCUGUUUGGCCAAACAUUCUGCAACCGACAAAUUUAAUAUCAGCUCCAGGUCAACCACACUUUAGAAUGGAAUGUUUUGGCUACAACCAUCUGGAAAUGAUUGCAAAAACCAACACGGCUACUUUGGGAGACCCACAGUCACUAAACGACCUGACAAUUCUUAAUCAAGAAAUGGAUGGAGCGGUUGCUAAGUGGCUUCACUACUUGAAACUACAUAAAUACCAAUGGUUCUUCAAUAGCCUCAGUUAUCUCGAAAUUGAAUUCAUUGACGAGGACAAUAUUGAAGAUUUCAUAGCUAAAGUUAACAAAAAUACCAUCACAAAAGGUGCACAAAAAAAGAUAUGCUUAUCAACAAAAGCUUUGAGGGAUCGGUCACAAAAGUUAAACAACUUAUUAUUGGCUUUGGAUUUGGAAGUGACUCCAAAUGAACUGUGUGAAUUCAUGUCAUACAUGCGCGACAUAUUGCAUUAUCCCAUACCGAACAAGAAUUGUGUGGUUGGUGAUCAACUUCAACAAGACAUAGUCCUUGUCAUGGAGAAACUGCUAAAUCAAUUGCUAGAAAAACUUGGCAAGAUUCGUUCUUUAGUCGCCCAGAGUCUACUUGGAAUGUCUAUUAAUAAAUACUUGGAAUGCACCUUAUUAAUAAUCGGUAAUCAAACAUUCAUGAAACAACAAAUUGUCCAAUCGUUGAUGUUUGCCGAAACAUUAAAAUAUAGAGUCCAUAGAAUUCCUAGAAACUUUAACUAAUGUCUUAUUAUUGUUCAAUUGAAAUUUCAUAUUACAUAUGCACUUUUUAGUCUUAUUUGUGACUGAUGCCUACCUGAUUUAUUUUAACAUAAUUGUUUUUAUUUUUAUCUAUAAUUUAUAUAUAAUUGUUUACUAUCUUAAUUUUUAAUAUUUUUAUAUAGAUGCAUGUUGUAUUCAAUUGUUAGUAUUCACAAUAUUGUUUUUAACUUAAUAAUUUGGUACUUUAAACACUAGAAUAAUAUUUAUUACCAGCAUAAUUUUAUAAUUUGAAAAACAUUUUUUUCUAAUAAGUACUAUCUUACGUAACCAAAAGACUUAGAUUUAUUUAUAAUUUUUAUUGUUUUGUGUUAAUUAUAUUUAAAAUCUAUUAUGGUUGAGUUUUUUUGA
Acyrthosiphon pisum (pea aphid) is the source of this 1725-nucleotide messenger RNA. Its product is annotated as protein Smaug homolog 2-like. The record is from RefSeq and is a predicted model, not a curated record. The coding region runs from base 46 to 1338 and encodes 430 amino acids. Gene Ontology annotation, biological process: nuclear-transcribed mRNA poly(A) tail shortening. Gene Ontology annotation, molecular function: mRNA binding. Lineage: Eukaryota; Metazoa; Arthropoda; Insecta; Hemiptera; Aphididae. The transcript has 4 exons. Gene Ontology annotation, cellular component: P-body.